GUCAGGCUCUGAAGAGACAAGCCCAGAUCAGCAGGGUGAAGCCCCGGGACUUAAGAGAAUGCAGAGAUCAUGCUUAGAGAUGCUCUGGAGAGAGCUCUGAGCGAACUUCAGUAAAAGAGUCCUGAGGAGCGCUCAGGGAGCGGGGGCCGAGAGUUCUGGGGGAGUGAGGUGGGAUCCGGCGCAGAGAACCCCAGGGUGGGGAGCAGGUAGAGAGAAGCGAUAGUGAGAUAGCUGAGCGGAGAUCCGCCCAUCAGAAACACAACGCUGGAUCACAUUCGAGACACCCCGGAGGGCGAUCAUUUGGAACUUACCCGGAGAGUUCCAGAUUCUCUUGCUCUCCCAGCUAUUAAGAAAUCAAAAAGUAUAAAACCCAUGAAAUCAUGCAAAAUAAAUUAAUGAACUAUCGUUUUUUUUAAUGAAAGAAAGAGAAAAAGUAUAUCUCAUCCAUUCAUUCUAAGUUCAUCAGUUCUCUCUCUGGAGAUGGAUAACAUUUUUUAUUAUGAGCUCUUGGGAACUGUGAAAAAGAACCAGAGCAGGAAAGGGACUACCUCAACAACACCAAAACUUGUAUCAUUGUGGGUGAGAGUGGAGACCAGGACCUUCUCCACUGAGCAGUGAGCUCAACAUCCUCUACUACGCCGUCCUCUAUGGCCAUGGAGACUCCCAACGGAACAGAGCCAUGGUAUGAAAGCCUGCAGGCGGUUCUGAAAGCACUGAAUGCCACAUUACACAGGAGCCUUCCUUGCCGACCAGGACCCGUGCCAGGACCGCUGCUGGGUAACCAGACCCGCGCUCUCCACACUGGCCGAGAUGAUAAUUCCUACAUGUACAUCCUUUUUGUCAUGUUUCUCUUUGCUGCCACAGUGGGCAGCCUCAUCCUGGGCUACACUCGCUCCCGCAAGGUGGACAAGCGCAGUGACCCUUACCAUGUCUACAUCAAGAAUCGUGUGUCAAUGAUCUGAAGCUGAAUGUUUGGCAAGGGAGUGGCCUUGGGCCCUCUGAGGCUGGCAGAGACCCCAAAGUUCCAGCCUUUCAGAUCUCCGGGGUUGAAUCUGGCUGCACCAAAGAUCAUCCUAGAAUUUAGUGCCAGGUCCACAUCAGGUCUCAACCCUCUCAAAAACUGAAGUCUAAAGAGAGAAAAUGAUCUGUCUUAUGUGACGCAGGUGACUCAGCCCCUCAAUGCUCCCAUAUGUCAUUCAGUUCACCAAACAUUCACUGCUCUGUUCACAGUGCUAUGGUCAGACCUGUGGGACACACAUCAAAAAAUAAAACAGUCUGUGUUCUCAUGUACCUUAUAUUCAGGUAAAGGAGACAUGUGCACAGAUAAUCAAUACAAAGCAGAUCAUGCUAAGGACCAGAAUGAUUGUAUAGACAUAGGGCUGGAUGGACAGAGUACUUUAAAGGAGAGAAUAUUUCCAGCUGGGGGUGAUGAGCAAGGUUGGCAUCCGGAUGGAGAUGGAAGACCAAGGAAGUCUUCCUGGAAGAGGAGGAAGUCUUUGAACUGUGUGUGUGUCAGGCAAAGCAAUAUAGAAAGUAAGGUCUGGUCCACAGGAAGCAAAUGUGCCUUAAUGUUGCCACCUAGGGCAUUCAGAAAAGCCAUUUGAAAGACCUGAUAGCACUCAAUCCUGUGAAUCAACUACUGCCUUCCAACAUUUUUCUAGCAGUAAAUGAGCAAAAAUAGGUCUGUGAAAGUCAGUGAAAUUGAGAGCAAACAAAUCUUCACUGGCAGGCCCAGAGUCGUGGCACCGUGGCACAGCGUGGUGGAUUGUGGGCAGAGUAGGUAGAAACAAGAUUGAGGAAUCUGGGCAUCUCCCCAGCCGUAGCUGUGUUAGGCUCUGGGAUCAACUCCUUGUGAGUGAAUGUUAAGUCCCCGCGGUUUCCUUCUGUGAGUUUCCCAACUCAGGUGUCCUAGGAGAAUGGGGGUACCUCGCGGAGGCUCUAUUUGUCUGUCCAGAGCUAGUUAUCAGGAGCAAGCCGGGGUCACGGAGCUUGCCGCUCUGAUAACAAUGAAUGACCUCUGCUGAUUUAGCUGACUCUGGGAAUGUCGGUCUCAAGCCCUCCCUCUCCUCCAUGAUGAAGGACUAAUUUAAAAGAAAAGCCUGACAUUUAUAAAGGAUUUAAAAUCAGAAUUAUGGAGAGAGGUGAAGGAAUUACAGGUAAAGGAAGAGUUGGUGAGCAGAGCAUGGGGAAGGAUGGAAUUGUGGGUCAUCCAACCGGCUAAGACAUAAAGUACAUGAUGGGGAGAUGCUCGAAAGCACUGAUGAGGGAUUCAAGGCCUGGAAGGCUUUGAAUGCUACAUUGAGGAGUCUGAAUGUUGCCUUGUGGGCUACUUGGAGUUACAGGGGAAAGGUGGUUUGAAAAGAUGACAAAUGAGGGGAAGAAGGACAACUGACAAUCAGAUACCUCACUCCAGACAGAACUUUAGAAAUCCUAGCAUGGGUCUCAGGGACAAGUAGCUGAGAUAACUACUAGGCACACUGAGCCUUGGUCACCCCCUCCACCGCUCCAUCCUAUGGUAUUCCUACCCAUCAAGCUUUCAGAUGUCGCCUUUGACCAUCCAGGAACAAAUCAGUCAGAAGGACAAGGCAUAAUGUCAAUGACAGAAAAGAGAAGACUGGGGGAAGAUGGGGAAGCAGAGAGGAGACAGUGGACUGGGUUACUGGAAUGUCCUUUUCUGUUUAAAAUAAUAACAAUCUCUCAA
Molecule: messenger RNA, 2701 nt
Organism: Antechinus flavipes (yellow-footed antechinus)
Lineage: Eukaryota; Metazoa; Chordata; Mammalia; Dasyuromorphia; Dasyuridae
Gene: KCNE3
Product: potassium voltage-gated channel subfamily E regulatory subunit 3
Exons: 5
Coding region: 648-962 (104 amino acids)
Biological process (GO): potassium ion export across plasma membrane; negative regulation of delayed rectifier potassium channel activity; membrane repolarization during action potential
Cellular component (GO): membrane
Molecular function (GO): potassium channel regulator activity; voltage-gated potassium channel activity involved in ventricular cardiac muscle cell action potential repolarization; transmembrane transporter binding
Source: RefSeq, a predicted model, not a curated record